CGGGCCGCGCAUUCCCGGCUCCCCGUGUCGCCGCCCCCGCAGUCGCCACUGCCUGAGUCGGGAUCCGGACGCGUGGCCGGUGGCGUACCUCCAGGAAACUUCUGCCCACCUGCUUGCCUGAGGCAUCUCUAGGCCCCAGCAUGGGGGAGUUCAAUGAGAAGGAGACCUGUGGCACCAUCUGCCUCAAGUACCUGCUCUUCACCUUCAACUGCUGCUUCUGGCUGGCUGGCCUGGCUGUCAUGGCCGUGGGCAUCUGGACCCUGGCCCUCAAGAGCGACUACAUCAGCCUGCUGGCCUCAGGCACCUACCUGGCCACAGCCUACAUCCUGGUGGUGGCCGGUGUGGUUGUCAUGGUGACAGGUGUUCUGGGCUGCUGUGCCACUUUCAAGGAGAGGCGGAACCUACUGCGUCUGUACUUCAUCCUGCUGCUCCUCAUCUUCCUGCUGGAGAUCAUUGCGGGGGUCCUGGCCUACGUCUACUACCAGCAGCUGAACUCAGAACUGAAGGAGAACCUGAAGGACACCAUGACCAAACGGUAUCAUCAGCCUGGCCAUGAGGGGGUGACCAGUGCCGUGGACAAGCUGCAGCAGGAGUUCCACUGCUGUGGCAGCAACAACUCCAGGGACUGGCAAGACAGUGAGUGGGUCCGCUCUGGUGAGGCGGGUCGCCGCCUGGUCCCUGACAGCUGCUGCAAGACAGUGGUGGAGGGCUGUGGCCAUCGGGACCACGCCUCCAACAUCUAUAAGGUGGAGGGCGGCUGCAUCACCAAGCUGGAGACCUUCAUCCAGGACCACCUGCGGGUCAUCGGGGCUGUGGGCAUUGGCAUUGCCUGUGUGCAGGUCUUCGGGAUGAUCUUCACCUGCUGUUUGUACAAGAGUUUGAAGCUGGAGCACUACUGAGGCCUUGCCCCACUCUGGACUCAUGAGCGGAUACUACUGACACCCCCCAUUCAGCCCUUCCACAUUAAGCAGCGCUGCCUGGGGACCACCCCUUUUAUAGCUUCAAGUGCCUUUUGCUGCACACCAAAGCCCUGGGCUGGGGAAGGGCCCCCCUGCUCUGCCUCUAGAAGAAAAGCCACCCCUGCCCCAAGGCUGCCCCCUCUCAGGGGCUGUGGGUGAUUGUGGCCAUUUCCUGGCUGCGGCUAAGGCUGGCCUGGCGGGGAUAUUGCCAGGGGCAUGUGCCCAAUGGCUCAGCGUUAUUCUACCCAACCCCACGCCCAGUGAGGCCUCCCCACUGACCCUUGACACCUCCCGCUAGGAUGUCCUAUGCAGCAGCAGGGCUGUCACAGCCUUGUCUCCCACCCCAGCACCGCACCUACCAUGGUGCUCAGUAAAAGUUUCUAGAAACGAC
Messenger RNA from Echinops telfairi (small Madagascar hedgehog), 1350 nucleotides. It is a transcript of the gene CD151, whose product is annotated as CD151 molecule (Raph blood group). Bases 141 to 899 code for a protein of 252 amino acids. Lineage: Eukaryota; Metazoa; Chordata; Mammalia; Afrosoricida; Tenrecidae. The record is from RefSeq and is a predicted model, not a curated record. The transcript is spliced from 9 exons. Gene Ontology annotation, cellular component: membrane.